Molecule: messenger RNA, 1842 nt
Organism: Corylus avellana
Lineage: Eukaryota; Viridiplantae; Streptophyta; Magnoliopsida; Fagales; Betulaceae
Product: mRNA capping enzyme family protein
Biological process (GO): dephosphorylation; 7-methylguanosine mRNA capping
Molecular function (GO): ATP binding; mRNA 5'-triphosphate monophosphatase activity; mRNA guanylyltransferase activity
Source: RefSeq, a predicted model, not a curated record
UUUGCUCCUCUCUCUCUCUGUCUCUCUCGCUCUCGAUCUCUCUCUCUCUCCCCAUUUGACAUAGAUUGAUUAAUUAUAAAGAACCUUUACUUGUCUCUCUAAUCCAACAAACCCUCUCUCUCUUUCUCUCUCUCUCGCCUAGGGUUUGGAGUAGAACUUCCAGUGGAGAGCGUACUACAAUUAUAGGGUUUUCGCUGUUCCACGCCACAAUAGAAGAAGCCAUCUCGAGAGUUUAUGAUCGUGGAAGCCCUCAAUUUCUGCGCCGGACCGAAAUUAGCUUCUCCCUGCUAACUUCACGAGCUGGUUGGAUCGUCCUUUCGGAGGCAGUUCGGUCUUCGAUUGCAUUUGGCUGCUCAGGGAGCAAACUUCAUUAUUCCUGACAAAGUGGGAGGCUUAUAGCCAUUUGAGACUUUACAGUGGCAAAUGUUGUAUGGUGGAUGUUGAAAGAUUGUUGCCAUGGAUUUAAAUGCCUCACCAGUACCUGAGGAAGAUGAAGACACCUUUGAACAGCAUAUAGAAGAAGACAGUGCGCCAGAAGAACGUAUAGAGUCUGCAGUUGCUAUAGCCCGCCGGGAGCGUGAUGAAAGACGUAAGCGAUUGAAAAGAGAACGCCCAGAUGACAGACCAAUGCACAUAUCUCAACCACCUGCAUAUGAUCAAUCAUUUCAAACCAGAAACUUCAAGGUUUAUGAUAAAAGCAGGCUUCCCCCUGGUUGGUUGGACUGCCCUGCAUUUGGUCAGGAAAUAUGUGGCAUGAUUCCUUCUAAGGUUCCACUUAGUGAAGCCUAUAAUGACGCUGUUGUUCCUGGUAAAAGAUACUCAUUUAAGCAAGUGAUCCAUCAGCAGAGAGUUUUAGGGAGAAAACUUGGCUUAGUGAUCGAUUUGACGAAUACUUCUCGUUACUAUCCAGCAUCAGAUUUGAAGAAAGAGGGUAUCAAGCAUGUUAAGAUUCAAUGCAAGGGAAGGGAUGCUGUUCCUGAUAAUGCAUCUGUAAAUAAUUUUGUCUAUGAGGUCUCACAAUUCCUCUUUCGUCAGAAACACUCAAAGAAGUUCAUUCUUGUCCAUUGUACGCAUGGGUGUAAUCGCACAGGAUACAUGAUAGUUAAUUAUAUUAUGCGCUCGCAUCCAACUUCUGUUACGCAGGCAGUAAAAAUGUUUGCUGAAGCACGCCCUCCGGGAAUCUACAAACCAGACUAUAUUGAUGCCUUGUAUACAUUUUAUCAUGAAAGAAAGCCUGAGAUGGUUGUUUGCCCACCAACUCCAGAGUGGAAAAGGUCUUCAGGUCUUGAUCUUAAUGGUGAAGCAUUGCCAGAUGAUGAUGAUGAUGGAGUUUCAGCUGCUCCUUUGCAGGAGAAUCAUGAACAAGAUGUAGUGAUGACCAAUGAUGAUGUACUAGGAGAUGAGAUACCUAGGGACCAGCAAGAUGCACUGAGGCACUUCUGCUAUCAAACACUUAAGUUGGGUGCUGGGGCAAGAGGAAACACGCAGUUUCCGGGGUCUCACCCAGUUUCUCUUAACAGGGACAAUUUGCAACUGUUAAGUCAGCGUUAUUAUUAUGCCACAUGGAAAGCCGAUGGAACACGAUAUAUGAUGCUAAUAACAAUAGAUGGAUGUUACUUGGUUGAUAGGAGUUUUAAUUUUCGGCGGGUCCAGAUGAGGUUUCCUUGCAGAAACACAAAUGAGGCUUUAGCUGAUAAGACUCAUCACUUUACAUUACUUGAUGGGGAGAUGAUAAUUGAUACUUUGCCGGACUCACAGAAGCAAGAGAGAAGAUACCUAAUCUAUGAUAUGAUGGCAAUUAAUUCCGUGUCUAUCAUAGAGGUUUGAUUUAAAACUUCUAUA